Mesorhabditis spiculigera is the source of this 666-nucleotide messenger RNA. Lineage: Eukaryota; Metazoa; Nematoda; Chromadorea; Rhabditida; Rhabditidae. The record is from the annotation of a GenBank genome assembly.
AUGGUGCUGGCUGACGUGAUAGCGCUGGCGAUGGUGCUGAUCAAUUUGGUGUGGAAGAUCAGUCCGGGCCGUCUGGUUCAACGUAAGAAGGACCACUUGAUCGAGGCGACGAUUCGGGUCAAUUUGUUGGCGCAUUUCUGGGUGGCCAAGGCGUUCCUCCCCGGCCUGCUCCGCCGCGACUCCGGCCACAUCGUUUGUAUCGCAUCAGCCGCCGGGCUUUUCGGCUGCUCAGGCAUGUCCGACUACAGCGCUCCCAAAUCGGGCGCCAUCUCCCUGCAAGAGGCCCUAGAAGUGGAGUGCAAGGUGUUGGGCAAGGAAGGCGUCCGCUUCACGACUGUCUGCCCAGGCUACGUCGCUACUCGGCUCACCUCGGCUGAUAAUCUACCGGCCGCCCAGACGAAGGAGCUGAUGAACCCAACUUUUGUUGCACAGCGGAUAGUCCGGGCUGUGGAGCAAGAGCAGGGGCUGUUGUGUCUGCCGGCGACGUUCUACUUCUUGAUCGCGAUUAAGGGCGUGCUGCCCCGCAGCCUAUACCAACGACUUCUCGUGGCGCUGCUGUGGAAGGAGCAGCAGGAGGAGAACACUUUAUACGGCUACAACCGUACCCCUCACCCCUCGCAGACGCCACCCGUCAAUCCGUUGAACAACAAUGUCUUUAAGGGCGAA